GAGGAUUACUACCAUAAUAGUAAGAAUACAAGAACACUUAGUAGCAACAGAACCAUGGCCUGCAAGUCCUCAUCGAACUAUGGUUGCAUCAGAAAGCCAUUGCUCAGUAUCCCAAUUCAGAAUGUCAGAAUCGACGAACUUCAUUUGCUUCUCAGGAUAACUGAUAUUUUAGAACGUAACAUAAUAAACGAUGCAAUUGAGCGUGAUGUUGAAGAGAACCUUAAUAGAGCACCAUCAGACAGGGAAAAUAAACACCUACAAAAUGUUGUUGAAGCCAUCAAUAACUGUGGUGUAAGCUUUAGUGUAUGGAAAAAGAAGAACGCCGAUGGGACUGACAGUGGAAUGCAUGACUGGACAAGCAUGGUUGGCAAUGAGAAGAAAAAAGUUCUUGCAAAGCUGCCUGCACAGUUCCCAAACAUUCUCGAACCAAACCAUUGUGAUACAAUUACAGAAAUAUGGCAGGAAUUUCGUGAACUAUAUGGAAUACUAUCAUCAUGGAAGCCUUCUGAGGCAGAUAUAGAUGGAUUUUUUGGGAAGGCCAAGAACUGGGUAGAGCUAUUCCUGUCUCUUGGUGGAAAAGUGAUGGGCUAUGAAAAGGCUAGAAUAACACCAUAUAUACACAUAUUGCUUUAUCAUGUACCCAGAUUCAUCAAAGAUGAAAAAUCUUUGAAAUCAUUUACUGGGCAAGGAAUUGAAAAGAUUAAUGAUGUGGUUCGGGCAAUUUAUCAUAACAAAAGCAACCGGCAUGAUGCUUGCAAAGAGGCAAUACUGGCGCUUCGAAGAAUUGAUAAUCUUCAGAAUUUUGAACGAAUCCCACACCAAUACAAGAAACAAGACAAUACCUAUUGGUCAAAUGAAAUAUUUCAGCAGAGAAGAAAAAACCGCGUCUUUGUGUAG
Molecule: messenger RNA, 897 nt
Organism: Dendronephthya gigantea
Lineage: Eukaryota; Metazoa; Cnidaria; Anthozoa; Malacalcyonacea; Nephtheidae
Exons: 4
Coding region: 55-897 (280 amino acids)
Source: RefSeq, a predicted model, not a curated record